This is a messenger RNA of Abrus precatorius (Indian licorice), 3580 nucleotides long. RefSeq lists its product as uncharacterized. The record is from RefSeq and is a predicted model, not a curated record. Gene Ontology annotation, cellular component: cytoplasm. The transcript is spliced from 26 exons. Gene Ontology annotation, molecular function: ATP hydrolysis activity; ATP binding; kinase activity. NCBI's taxonomy places the organism in Eukaryota, Viridiplantae, Streptophyta, Magnoliopsida, Fabales, Fabaceae. The coding region runs from base 150 to 2933 and encodes 927 amino acids.
AAAAUGAAAAAAACGUAAUGAGCAAAAAGACGUGCAGAAGAAGGGGGGAUCUUCAACUGGGUGAUUCCAUCACAUCACACUCCACCAAACCGAAGAUUGAUUCCUCUUCCGCAAACGAGAAGAGGUAGUUUUGUUGAUCGAGAAAAACAAUGGAUGAUGAAGUUGUUCAGCGAGUGUUCCAUGAAGGAGGACGCGAUUACUUCCAACAGCAGCCUUCAACUUCUUCGUCUUCAUCCUCCAUCCUUCAAUCUCUCCCUCUUCAUGUGUCUUUUGAUCAUGGAUAUUAUUUGUUGGUAAAAUCUAUCCAAGAACUGAGAGAGAAAAAGGAUGGCCUUGUUACAGUUGGUAUUGGUGGUCCAAGUGGUUCUGGUAAAACAAGCUUAGCAGAAAAGGUGGCAUCUGUUAUUGGUUGUACUGUUAUAUCAAUGGAGAAUUAUUGUGAUGGAGUUGAUGAGGGGAAUGAUCUGGAUUCUAUAGAUUUUGAUACCCUGAUCAAGAAUCUUGAGGAUUUGACUAAAGGCAAUGAUACAUUAAUCCCAGAGUUUGACUACCAGCAGAAGAGACGUGUUGGCUAUAAAACAAUAAAGAGCGCUCCAUCUGGGGUAAUAGUUGAUGGUACAUAUUCAUUGCAUGCAAAAUUGCGGUCUUUACUGGAUAUUCGAGUUGCUGUGGUUGGUGGUGUUCAUUUUAGCCUGCUUUCUAAAGUUCGCUAUGACAUUGGAGAUUCUUGUUCACUGGAUUACCUUAUAGAUAGCAUUUUUCCAUUAUUUAGGAAGCACAUUGAGCCAGAUCUUCAUCAUGCACAGAUCAGAAUUAAUAACAGCUUUGUCUCAUCAUUCAGAGAAGCAAUCUACAAGGUUAAAUGCAGAAGUGAGUCUUCAGAUGGACAUUUUGGGUCUGCCUUUCAAGGAAAUGAAGCUCAAACAGAUAAUUUUAUCGAAAUGUACCUUAGACCACCUUCGGCGAGUGAAGAAGCAAGGAUAAAUGAUUGGAUCAAAGUGCGGCAGUCUGGAAUUAGAUAUUAUUUAUCACUUGGUGACCAGAGGAUUGUUGACAAGAAUUUCAUUAUCAGGCCUAAAGCUGAGUUUGAGGUUGGUCGAAUGACAUUGGGUGGAUUAUUGGCACUUGGGUACACUGUUGUGGUUAGUUAUAAACGUGCAUCUACAACUGUCAAUAAUGGCAAGGUUUCAAUGUCUUUUGAAACUAUUGAUGCUCUUGGUGAGAGAUUCAUGGUGAUGAGAGGAACUAAUAGAAAGACUGUUGGAACAGAAGCAUUGGGGAUGGGUAUCAAUGGACCUUGGAUUACUAAAUCAUAUCUGGAAAUGAUUCUUGAAAGAAAAGGUGUACCACGUCUUAGUACACCACCACUUGUGUCUAGUGCAACCGUGGCUGGUAAUCAAGAAACAGCAAUCAUUGCACCAAAGCCAAUUCGUGUUUCUCCUAACCUUGUUACUGGGCUUGAAGAUUUAUCUCAGCCGUGGACUCGAUCCCCGACAAAAUCUAAAAUGGAUCCUGUUAUGGCUACGUGGCAUUUCAUACCUUCAGAUUCCUCUCAGCCUGGCCAUUCAGUCCUAGAUCCUUCAUCUUUCAGGGAUAGCAUUAGGCUUGCUCCAAUGCCUGAUUCAUAUGACUUGGAUAGGGGAUUGCUUUUGGCAGUUCAAGCAAUACAAGCUUUGUUAGAGAAUAAAGGUGUCCCGGUCAUAGUCGGAAUUGGAGGUCCAAGUGGGUCUGGAAAGACUAGUUUGGCUCAUAAAAUGGCUAAUAUAAUUGGUUGUGAAGUAGUUUCCCUGGAAAGCUAUUAUAAACAAGUAAAGGAUUUUAAAUAUGAUGAUUUCAGCGCUCUUGAUUUAUCAUUGCUAUCAAAGAAUAUUGAUGACAUAAGAAACAGUCGAAGAACAAAAGUACCUCUAUUUGACUUGGAAAGUGGUGCUCGGAGUGGUUUCAAGGAACUUGAAGUAUCUGAAGAUUGUGGAGUGAUUAUAUUUGAAGGCGUCUAUGCUUUGCAUCCUGAUAUCCGAAUAUCACUUGACUUGUGGAUUGCUGUGGUUGGAGGUGUUCAUUCACAUUUGAUUUCACGAGUUCAAAGAGAUAAGAGUAGAGUGGGAUGUUUUAUUUCCCAGAAUGAGAUCAUGAUGACAGUGUUUCCUAUGUUCCAGCAGCUUAUUGAACCUCAUCUUGUUCAUGCACAUGUAGCUUAUCAAGAUAUUCUUGCAAUUCUUGAUCCAGCAAAAUUUUGCAGUUCAGUGCAGAAAUUUAUUGAUAUUUACAUAAGGCUUCCUGGGAUCCCUUCCAAUGGGCAGUUGAGAGAUAGUGAUUGUAUUCGUGUCAGAAUAUGUGAAGGCAGAUUUGCGUUACUGAUACGGGAGCCUAUCAGAGAAGGAAACUUCAUCAUUCAGCCUAAAGUGGAUUUUGAUAUUAGCAUCAGUACAGUUGCUGGUCUUCUUAAUCUUGGGUAUCAAGCAGUUGCUUAUAUUGAAGCAUCUGCAUUCAUCUAUCAGGAUGGAAAGAUUCUGAUUGAGGUUGAUCAUCUACAAGAUGUUCCUGGCCCAUACAUUCAAAUAAAGGGUGUUAAUAAAGAUGCAGUGGCAACAGCAGGUUCAAUGCUUAAAUUGGAUGGUUCAUAUACUACUAAGAGUUAUCUUGAUAUAAUCUUGGAAAGACUACCAGCAAUAGAGAGAACUUCUGGUGGGAUUCAUUCUCAGCAAUCAGCAAGGCUGCUAGAGAUUGUUGAAUUUAUUCAAUCUCAGGGGUGUAGUUCGGCUUCUGAAUCCUCACCAAGCAGGUUAGUCUCUCCAAUUGAAGGGAUUGUUGAGGAGAUGCAAUCAAGGAUUAGAAGACUUGAAAGGUGGCUUGCUAUAAAUACGCAGGUUCUAUGGACAUUCCUGAUGUCUGCCAUUGUUGGUUAUUCACUUUAUCAAAGGAGGCGUCAAUGAUGAUCUAUUUUCAGGAUCAUGCAUUGGCAUUCUUGUUUAGUACCUUCCUAUACCGGGCUCAAUUUUUUCAAAGAGGCGAGUCCAUAAACUAACUACAGUCGCUAAUCCCUUGAGGGUAGGUUCAAUUAAUAACUGAUGCGGUUCAUCAAUUCCAAAGGUUAAUUGUUAAAAAAUCCAUAUGUAAAUAAUUUGGUGAAGAAUAUGAAUUGGAGAUUGUGGAGCCGUCGCACACUUCCCUACCAUAAAAUUUGUCAAACAAUGAAAAUAUUAUGACUCAACGCACCUAACAACGUCAAUGAUCACAAGCAAAACAAUGGAUAGGUAUCAGCGAAUGGCUUUGCUGGUCUUAGGAGACGGAUUGUAGCUGGUUUCGAGGUUCAAUUUUUGCUUGAAAAUCGAAGGUUAAAUAUUAUUUUCUCUAAACCGUAGUGAUUUACAAUUGAUGUUCUAAACAAAUAAAACAGUUGGUUUACCCAUCUAAUCAUCAAAAUUCAAAAUUGACCUAAAACGUUGAGAACAUGAUUUCUUUUUUCCUUUCAAUUAAUCAAAACCGUCAGUUUUGUUAAUAUAGCUUAUUUUUAACAUUUUUUGUUACUGACCAUUAAUUAAAAUUUAAUGAGACUUGUGCAAUUAUAUAAAUUUUAUUU